AUGUGGUGUAAACAAAAGAUGAAAUUAAUUCACGUUAAUUGCACAGUUGCCAAGAUAAUGAGGAGACAUAUAAAUUAUUGGAGUCACUCAAUAUCACACAAAAAUAUUGCUAGGGAAGACUGUGCGAUGAGGAGGCAACAGCCUGUUCGUCGUUUUCAAAAUGGGUAUAAAAAAGAUUGUUAUGUAUUGCCUCAACUGCAAUCAUCCAAAUUAGAAGCGAUAAAUCAUCAGAGCAUCCCGCAGAAAAAAAUUCGCAUAGCCGUGUAUCUGAUGUCAGGAGUCCUGCUGACGAUGGAGGUCGAGAGAAGUAUAUCAGCCCAACAUAUUCUGUCAAUAGUGCAAACGGAGGCCGAGCUGGGGUUAUCACGAGCCCCCUCGGCAACCGGCCAGCCGGUGUUCGCAUUGUGGAUGUGUUCUUCCGAGCUGGAACUCCAGCUAAGACCGAGCCAUCGGCCUGUGGAACUUGCUGGCAGGUGGAACAAGCUCCUCAGCAAGUACGGUUCCAGGAGAGGACGCUCCGAGGAGGAACCGCUGCUCUACGUCCGAAGGAACGUUUUUCUGUCGAAGAAAGACGAAGAGCAGAUCAAAGAGCCCAAAGUUGUGGAGCUGUUGUAUCCAUGCGAAGGCCAGGCGAGGUACGCAAGCCUGGGGGCUUUGCAAGCGAGAAUAGAGCUUGGACCUUACAAUGCACAAACGCAUACAUUAGCGUACUUCAGGAAGCACAGAGCCAAGUUUUUACCGCAUCACUAUACAUCACCUAGUGUAUUGUUCGGGCUGGGGUUCGGUCUGGGUCUAGUCGGUGGAAAAGGCGCGCCAGAGGCCAGGCUGCUCGAGCAGUACAAGCGGAUACCCAACCACUCGGGGACUAACCCGAAUUCCCGCAAGCUUGUGAGAAAGUACUUGGAGUUUUGCUGGGGAUUGCCCAGCUACGGAGCUGCCUUUUUUCACGGUCAAAUUGAGCGACCAGUUCGUGGGCUCGCUUCCUGGAUCACCAACCGGGACCAGCCUGUUCUGGUGGCUAUCAAUACCUCCGGGGUCUACAUCGUUGAUGACUCGCAAUGUAGCUUGUUGCUGGGCUUGAAAUACUCGGAGCUGAGUUGGGAAAUGGCUAAGCCAUCGGACGAAAAUAAUCCAGACUGUUUGCCUUGUUUAUUUCUCCAGUUUCCGGUUAGGGAAAAUGGCACACGGGUGUAUAAAAUACUACAAGUAUUUUCUCGACAAGCAAUAAUGAUGGAUACUUUGAUAUCAGUAUUCGCCGAAGACAGUCGUUUGACGGACGAUAACGUCGACUCUGCCAAUCAAAAUCGUACAGAAGGUUCUGUGAUAACAAACACCGGUAGUUUUACAAAUAAACUCAGUAAAUUUACUCUAGCGACAUUCGACGAUCAAGGUCGUUGCAUUGGACAAAUGGGUUCGUGGUCUUUUCAAUGA
Molecule: messenger RNA, 1431 nt
Organism: Cotesia congregata
Lineage: Eukaryota; Metazoa; Arthropoda; Insecta; Hymenoptera; Braconidae
Source: the annotation of a GenBank genome assembly